AUUGUAUUCGAUUUCAACGAAACCAACUUCAGGCAUCAGUUUUCGCGCCAUUCGAAAAGCGUGUGUGCUGAUCGAACGCCAAAGGUCUCUGGAACAGAAUUUAAUCGCAGUGAAUUUGUUUUGCCAACGACAAAUUCCAUUAAGAAUUAUAAUGAAUAAGCGGCCUUUUUCCGGCCCUCCGUCCAAGAAAAAUAAAUUCAGGGUGGACGACGAUGAUGACGAAUACCCAGGAUCGUUCGAAGCGGAACUUGCCAUCAUGGAACAAAUGGAAGACGAGUUUCAAGAAGCGUCUCAGGCCUCGGGGGAGCCUGACCCUGCAGAUCCUCAAAUGCAAGUCAGAGGUCCAGAUCAAGAAAACACUUGUUCCAAAUGGAAUCGGCCAGCCCCUCAGCCAUUCGAUCCGAAAACAGACUCGCUCACUUUCCAGCAAAUAGAAGUUGACCAUUAUAUAGGGCAGCCGCUGGCCGGAAUGCCGGGAAGCAAAAUUGGACCAGUAGCAAUAAUGAGAAUGUACGGAGUCACGAUGGAAGGAAACUCUGUAUGCUGUCACGUGCACGGAUUUUGUCCCUAUUUUUUUGUCACUGCACCAGAAAAAUUCAAUAACUCUCACUGCAAACCAUUCAAGGAUGCUUUGAAUCGAGCUGUAUUAGGAGAUAUGAGAUCGAAAAAUGAUAAAGUUACAGAAGCUGUACUAGUAGUAGAAUUAAUCCAGAAACAAUCUCUGUAUGGAUAUUCAGGCGAGGACUUGGUGCCUUUUAUCAAAAUCACAGUCGCCCUGCCAAAGCUUGUGGCUCCGUGUAAACGCUUGUUGGAGAAAGAAAUGAUCUUUCCAACAUUCAGCGAUCACAUAUACCAGGCCUUUGAAACUAACAUCGAGUUUGAUAUCAGAUUUAUGGUGGAUACGCACGUAGUAGGCUGUUCAUGGAUCAAGCUAGUCCCUGGCAAAUGGAAAUUAAGAGGCCAUCCAGGGAAUGAUUUGCCUUUGACCAGCCGUUGUCAAUUGGAAGUUGACGUUGCCUGGGAUAAUUUCAUUGCCCAUCCACCAGAGGGAGAAUGGGCCAAAGUUGCACCCUUCAGAAUACUAAGUUUUGAUAUUGAAUGCGCUGGACGCAAAGGAAUUUUCCCUGAGGCAAAUCACGAUCCAGUUAUUCAGAUUGCAAACAUGGUGAUAAGACAUGGAGACACCGAACCCUUCUUGCGGAAUGUGUUCACAUUGGAUACGUGCGCACCAAUUAUCGGUUCUCAGGUACUUAGUUUUCAAAAGGAAGCAGUCAUGCUGGAGAAAUGGGCAGACUUUGUGAGACAGUGCGAUCCAGAUAUACUUACUGGCUACAACAUAAACAACUUCGACUUUCCCUACCUGAUAAAUCGAGCACAGCACCUGAAUGUGAAAUCCUUCAGCUACCUUGGAAGAAUAAAGGAUAUAAAAUCUGUGAUAAAAGAUCAGGUGUUACAAAGUAAACAAAUGGGCAGGAGAGAAAAUAAGCAUGUCAAUUUCGAAGGAAGAGUGCCGUUUGAUCUAUUGCUGGUCUUAAUUCGAGAAUACAAGUUACGUUCGUACACGUUGAACGCGGUAAGUUAUCAUUUUCUCCAAGAACAGAAGGAAGACGUACAUCACAGUAUUAUCAGCGAUCUACAAAAUGGGAAUCCCCAAACACGAAGAAGACUUGCGGUUUACUGUUUAAAAGAUGCCUACUUGCCGUUGAGGCUACUGGAUAAGCUCAUGUGUAUUAUCAACUACAUGGAAAUGGCAAGAGUGACCGGCGUCUCUCUUUGCAGUUUACUAACCAGAGGACAAGGGGUCAAAGUUGUUUCACAGCUGUUGCGAAAAGCGCGAGAAAAAGGCUAUCUAAUGCCAACGCAUCAGGGUCAGGGAAGUGACGAACAAUUUGAAGGAGCAACAGUCAUAGAGCCAAAACGUGGAUACUACAACGAUCCGAUUGCGACAUUGGAUUACAGUUCUCUAUAUCCGAGCAUAAUAAUGGCCCAUAAUCUCUGCUACACAACGUUACUACCUGCAGCGACUCAACACAAACUGAAACUGACUAAUGACAAGUUUUCACAAACACCAACUAACGCCAUGUUCGUCAAGUCCUCAGUUAGAAAAGGACUCCUUCCAGAAAUUUUAGAAAAUUUAUUGAAUGCCAGAAAGCUAGCGAAAACAGAGCUGAAGAACGAAACUGAUCCAUUCAAACAGAAAGUUUUGGAUGGACGACAGUUGGCUCUGAAAGUAUCAGCCAAUUCCGUAUACGGUUUCACUGGAGCUCAAGUAGGCAAAUUGCCCUGUUUGGAAAUAUCUAGUAGUACUACAGCUUACGGUCGUGCAAUGAUAGAGCGAACUAAACAAGAAGUGGAGCAAAAAUACUGCGUUGCUAAUGGGUACAAACACGAUGCUGUUGUGAUAUAUGGCGACACGGAUUCUGUGAUGGUUAAGUUUGGUGUAAAGGAUAUGGCGGAGGCAAUGGAGCUGGGAAAAGACGCAGCUGACUUCGUUUCGUCAAAGUUUAUAAAACCUAUCAAGCUGGAAUUCGAGAAGAUCUAUUUUCCGUAUCUUUUGAUAAACAAAAAACGAUACGCAGGUUUAUUAUUCACUAAGCCAGAUAAAUAUGAUAAAAUGGACUGCAAAGGAUUGGAGACCGUGAGAAGAGACAACUGCCCGUUGGUUGCCAACAUGAUGAACACUUGUUUGCAGAAAUUAUUGAUAGAGAGAGAUCCGGAUGGAGCAACAGACUACGCAAAGCAAAUCAUAAGUGAUCUCCUCUGCAACCGUAUAGACAUCUCGCAACUUGUGAUAACAAAGGAACUUACAAAGACUGAAUACGCAGCCAAACAGGCCCACGUCGAGUUGGCGGCAAAAAUGAAGAAGCGAGACGCAGGAACGGCUCCGAAACUCGGUGACAGAGUUCCAUACGUUUUUACGUCCGCCGCAAAAGGCACUCCGGCAUAUCAGAAAGCAGAGGAUCCGAUUUAUGUCCUCGAAAACAGCAUUCCCAUAGACUCAAAUUACUAUCUGGAAAACCAACUGUCCAAACCUCUUCUCAGGAUAUUCGAACCCAUUCUUGGAGACAAAGCUGAAUCUCUGUUACUGAGGGGAGAACAUACCCGCACGAAAUCCGUAGCGACUUCACGUGUUGGAGCACUGGCCGCAUUUACGCGAAAGAAGGAAACUUGUAUGGGGUGUAAAGCCAUUCUGCCCACAGGGCGAGAGCACAUGGCCCUAUGCCAGCACUGUGAGUCUCGCGAAUCCGAACUUUUCCAACACGAAUUAUUACUCGGCAGAAAAUUGGAGGAAAAAUUCUGCAGAUUGUGGACCGAGUGUCAAAGAUGCCAGGGUAGUUUGCAUCAGGAAGUUUUGUGCACCAGCCGAGACUGUCCGAUUUUUUAUAUGAGGAAGAAAGUUAGGAUUGAACUAGAUGCACAGGAGAAGCGAAUUGACAGGUUCGGGAUUCCGGCCUGGUAGUGAAAUACAAGCGCGUUCGACAGCCAAUCCAUCGCCAUGUCAAGUCCUUCUCCUUUGGUCGCCGAAGUCUUGAAGAUUUGGAAGGUUCGAUUCUUCAAUGCGUCGAGACCUAAUGCUUGAUGUACUUCUGCGACGCUUAAACACCCU
Molecule: messenger RNA, 3607 nt
Organism: Diprion similis
Lineage: Eukaryota; Metazoa; Arthropoda; Insecta; Hymenoptera; Diprionidae
Gene: DNApol-delta
Product: DNA polymerase delta catalytic subunit
Exons: 15
Coding region: 152-3460 (1102 amino acids)
Biological process (GO): DNA replication proofreading; DNA-templated DNA replication; nucleotide-excision repair, DNA gap filling
Cellular component (GO): delta DNA polymerase complex
Molecular function (GO): 3'-5'-DNA exonuclease activity; DNA binding; nucleotide binding
Source: RefSeq, a predicted model, not a curated record